Molecule: messenger RNA, 1752 nt
Organism: Monoraphidium neglectum
Lineage: Eukaryota; Viridiplantae; Chlorophyta; Chlorophyceae; Sphaeropleales; Selenastraceae
Exons: 6
Coding region: 1-1752 (583 amino acids)
Cellular component (GO): cytosol
Molecular function (GO): oxidoreductase activity; flavin adenine dinucleotide binding; FMN binding
Source: RefSeq, a predicted model, not a curated record
AUGUGCGAGGACUUUGCGCAGCAGCUGGCGGCCAAGGCGCGCGGCGCGGGGUUUGCAGUGACGGUGGGCUCCCUCGACCUGGCCAUCGCCGGCGGCGGCGGCAGCGGCGGCCUGCCCACCACCGGCGCCGUGGCGGUGCUGACCAGCACGUACAAUGGCAUGCCGCCCGACAACGCGGCCGCCUUCAGCAAGUGGCUCGGCGCGGCGGCGCCCGGCAGCCAGGCGGGCGUGCGCUACGCGGUGUUCGGCGUGGGCAACAGCCAGUGGGCCGCCACGUUCCAGGCCUUCCCCAAGAAGGUGGACGGCCUGCUGACCGCGGCCGGCGCGGCGGCGCUGCUGCCGCUGUCCUCUGUGGACGUCGACCAGGCCGGCGUGACGGACGCCUUUGACGACUGGAGCGACUCGCUCGUUGCCGCGGCGCUGAGCGCGUUCGGGGUGCGUCCGCGGGCGCGCGGGCGGGCGGCGGCGGGGCGGCGGCGGGGUGUGGGGCCGCGCCUGGACGGCGGCGCCCCCAUUGUCUCCGCAGCCGACGUUGCCGCCGUCCCCGCGGCGGCCGCGGAGCCGCGCAGCCGCACCAAGAUCGAGCCCGUCGCGCCGGGCGCGACGCCCGAGGUGGACGUCGUAAUUGGGAACGGGCAUGAUUUGGAGGCGGACGCGGUGCACGCGCUCACGGCGGCGGCGGCCAAGGUCCUGGGCGCGUCCACCACGACAGGUGCCUUCCCGCUCAAGGUGCUGGAGUCGCGCCAGCUGCUGCCUGCGGACAGCGGCCGCGCCACGGCCCACGUGGAGCUUGAGCUGCCAGAGGGCAUGACCUACUCCGCGGGAGACCACCUGGAGAUCCUGCCCGCCAACUGCCCCGCUCUGGUGGAAGCUGCGCUGCAGCUGCUGGGCCUCGAGCCGGACACCCCCUUCCUCUGGACCGCCGGCAGCAGGGACGGCGCCGCGCGCGGCUUCGCCGCCGGCGCGGGCCUCAAGCUGCCGGCGCGGCUCGGGGAGCUCAUGCCCGGCCUGCGCAUCCUGACGCCCGCGAGUGUGCUGCUGGGGUACCUCUGCGACCUCAGCGCCGUGCCGAGCCGCAAGCUGGUUACCCAGCUGGCGGAGGCGUGCCCCUGCCCACCCGAGGCGGCGGCGCUGCGGCGCCUGGCGUCCGAGGAGGGGUACAGCGCGGGAGUGUCUGGCCCGAAGCUGACGCUGGUGGAGCUGCUGACCCGGUUCAGGAGCGUGCCCACCAGCCUGCCGGAGCUGGUCAGCGCGCUGCCUCGCCUGGCGCCGCGCUACUACUCCAUAUCCUCCAGCCCCCUGGCGGACCCGCGGCGCUGCUCCGUCACCGUGGGGCUGGUGUCCUUCACGACCCCCACGGGGCGGCCCCACAGGGGCGCCAGCAGCGGGCUCAUCCACUCCCAGCCUGUGGGGCGGCACCUGCUGGGCACGGUGCGCUGCUUGCAGAGCACCUUCAAGCUGCCAAAGGACCCCACCACGCCCAUCAUCAUGAUCGGCCCCGGCACGGGCCUGGCGCCGAUGUGCGGCUUCAUGCAGGAGCGUGCUGCCCUGCUGCAGGGCGGCGCCCAGCUGGGCCCCGCGCUGCUGUUCUUCGGCUGCCGCUCCGCCGGCGAGGACUACAUCUACCGCGACACGCUGGAGGGUCACCUGGCGGCGGGCGUGAUCACGGGCCUGCACGUGGCGUUCAGCAGGGACGGCCCCAGCAAGGUGUACGUGCAGGGCCAAGCUGAGGCAGGACUUGUUGAGAGCUGA